AUGUCUUCGACGACGACGAGCACAGCGCCGGCACCUACCGCGCCGCCUGUCAUUCCCGCUCCGGCCGUGGACGUCGACGCUACCCCCGCCGAGUCGAGCACCGUCCCAGACUCUGCUGUUGAACCUUCGGCACCCAUGAGCAGCAUCACCUCGACGGACACGGCUGCCGAGGUCGCGAGCGACAACGUUCCUGCCACCGCAGUGGAGAGCAAGGUGGAGACUGUUGCGGAGGUGGUGCCGAGCACGACUGGUGAAGCGAAGGCGGUCAAGGCGGAAGUCAAGGACGUUGGCGCCAAGGCUACGACGAGUACGAUUGUGGCCGAUGAAAAGGCGGCCGCUGGGUCGUCCUCGUCGACCGCGACCCCUCGCGCGGCCAAGCCUGCUAGCAAGAAGAGGCGGAAACGCACCGGCAUUGCUGCCAUCUUUGUCGCACUGGGAUGUCUCAGCCAAGACGAGUUUGAGGAUGACGCACCCAACAAGGCGACACCUCCUGCCCACGCAGUCAAGGCCAGCAACACAACAAAGGUGGCAACUGGAGUGGCAGGUGCUACUGCUGCUGCCGCUGCCGGUGCUGCCGUUGUGGCAGCCCGGACUGACACCUCGGCCAAUGCCUCGGCGAGCAAGGACAAGGACGGCAACAGCGGCGCCCAAAAGGACGGUAGCGCCACUCCCAGUGGCAGCUCAGACGUCGUUGUCCGCCCUAGCGAGCCGACCACCGCCCCAUUGGAAGAGGUACGCCCCUCUCCAUCUGUCCCCAAACUCUCCUCUACUCCCAUCACCCCCUCUGGAAAUGGUCAGAUGCUGACCAACGACCAGACGGCAGGUCUCACGUCGAGCGCAGUUCAGGCCCCCGGCUCUGGAUCCGAGAUCGUUCACCAGCACACCCAACACUUGCAGCACCGCAACGACUCGGAGCACCACCUCGCUGGCGCCCACGCCGAUGCGAACCGCACUACAGACUCGGCAGGAUACACGGACCUGAGCGAAAGCGAGGGUGGUGACGUGGGCGACCAGACCGAGCUUCUUUACGGCGACGACGACUACGAGGACGAGGAGGACCGUCUGAUUGCCCAAGGUGGUAUCGGCAUUCCUCUUGACGAGAACGGAAACCCUGCACCGCUCUUGCCGCCCAUCUAUGACAUUGACACUGGUCGCAAAUGUCUCGUGCUCGACCUCGACGAGACCUUGUUGCACAGUAGCUUCAAAAUGCUCCCAUCCGCCGACUACAUUGUCCCCGUCGAAAUUGAGUCGCAAACCCACAAUGUCUAUGUCAUCAAGCGCCCCGGUGUCGACCACUUCCUGCAGGAGAUGGGCAAGAUUUACGAGAUUGUUGUCUUCACCGCCAGUCUGAGCAAGUAUGCCGACCCCGUUCUGGACAUGCUUGAUGUUGGCCGUGUCGUGCGUCACAGGCUGUUCCGCGAGAGUUGCUACAACCACAAGGGCAACUAUGUCAAGGACCUGUCGCAGCUCGGACGUCACAUCUCCACGAGCAUCAUCAUCGACAAUUCGCCUGCCUCAUACAUCUUCCACCCCAACAACGCAGUCCCGGUGUCGACAUGGUUCAACGACCCUCACGACACUGAGCUCACCGACCUGUGCCCCUUCCUUAGUGACCUCGCGACCGUUGAUGACGUCCGCGGUGUCCUUGACGGCGGCAUCUAA
This is a messenger RNA of Apiotrichum porosum, 1662 nucleotides long. RefSeq lists its product as uncharacterized. Bases 1 to 1662 code for a protein of 553 amino acids. Gene Ontology annotation, molecular function: phosphoprotein phosphatase activity. Gene Ontology annotation, cellular component: plasma membrane. Lineage: Eukaryota; Fungi; Basidiomycota; Tremellomycetes; Trichosporonales; Trichosporonaceae. The transcript has 3 exons. The record is from RefSeq and is a predicted model, not a curated record.